This is a messenger RNA of Staurois parvus, 258 nucleotides long. Lineage: Eukaryota; Metazoa; Chordata; Amphibia; Anura; Ranidae. The record is from the annotation of a GenBank genome assembly.
CUGUCCUCGUGUCCCCCACGGCGGUGGAGAGGGUGUCUCCUCUCAGCGGAGGAGAGCGGACCUCUCCUGCACCUGUCCCCCUCAGCGGCGCUGCCAAAGCCGGAAACCGUAAGUUGGAAACCGGAACUCGGCUUCACAAUGAGGCCUGGAGCGCAGGUGCAGCCGCUCAUUCCAUUAUCUGUGCUUGCCACCAUUCGCCACACAGGAAUUUCUCCUCUCGUUUGGCAAGCGGCUUUUUCAAGCCCUGACUUGGAUAAU